AAGGCAGAGUCUUUGUUAGAAGUGCGACAUGACAGGCGUGCACGCGGAUUGUUGGUUGAAGUUUUUUAGAACUUUGAUUCCUACCGAUUGCUUUUAAGUGUAAAAGUGUUUGCAAAUGCUAUAGCUUUUAAAGCCUUGAAUCAUUGCCUUAUUCCUAAUUUUCAUUUCUUAUUUCAUUUGAAUAUUGUUUCGCUUUUAUUCAUUUGAACUUGAUCAUUGCAGUCACUUGUCCUCCGACGUACUUCAAUACUUUAUUUAAUUAAAACAUCUAAAGAAUUAGCUAUUUAUCGUGAACAUUUUUUCUUAAAAAUGUCUCCAGGAACAUCAUCGGAAGAUGUUUUGCUCAUGGUGAAUCAUGUGCAUCAUAAGAAAAAUGAUGGAACUUUAUAUUUAAUGAACGAGCGAAUCGCAUGGAUGACAGACGGUAAAGAUACUUUCUCUAUUAGCCAUAAAUAUGCCGAUAUAAAAAUGCAAAAGAUUUCUCCUGACGGAAAAUCCAAAGUGCAACUUCAAGUCGUUUUGCACAGCGGCGAUAAUACAACUUUUCACUUUGUAAAUCCUAUGGGCACUAACUCACAGUUGCAAGACCGUAAUAACGUCAAGGAAUAUCUUCAACAAUUGCUGCCAAAGUUUAAAAGGAAAAUUCAUAAAGAGCUGGUAGAAAAAAACAAUAUUUUAGCCAAUGAUCCUGUUUUGUUCCAAUUGUAUCGUGAUCUUGUUGCUACGCAAGUCAUAACUGCUGACGAGUUUUGGGCAAAUUAUGCUAAGAAACCUAAUCAAAAUUCCACAGUAAACUCGGAGCAGCUUGUAGGUGUUUCAGGAUCUUUUCUUAUUGGAAUAGCCCCACAAACUGACGGAUCUUGUGGCAUAAAAUAUAACAUUACUCCUGAAAUAAUAGAUUCUAUAUUUAGGACCUAUCCUGCUGUAAAGAGGAAACACAUGGAAAAUGUCCCUCAUAAAAUAUCUGAAAGUGAAUUUUGGACGAAAUUUUUCCAGUCUCAUUAUUUUCAUAGAGAUAGGUUGCAUAUUAAUUCCAAAGAUUUAUUCUCUGAAUGUGCGAAAAAUGAUGAGCAAGAUGUGAAAAAGGCAAUUGAUCAAGGCAUUCCUGAUCCUUUUGUGGAUGUUACAUCUUUUGAAGAAGAUAAAUUAAUUGAUGAUCGUGUGGUGGUAAAUGCACAAAAUACCCAAAAAGAGAUCAAUCAGUCGAUGAUCCGCCGUUUUAAUCAUCACUCCAUGAUGGUUCUCCAAAGCUGUACUAAAAGGAAAGCUGAUGAUGUGGCUAAUGGGCCUGAUCCUAAAAAACCUGCAACUACUAGAAAAAAUUGUGCUACUCCUACUCCUCAGAAUGUUCUACCUCUGUGUGAUGCUGAAAAAAAUUCAAAAAAAGAAAUGGUUGAAAGCAAAACUACAUAUGAGGAUCUAAUUUGUGAUGUUAAGCAGAAUGUGAGCACACUUAAUUUGAGUAAAAUUAAUGGUUAUCUGAGUGGCCCAACUCCUGCUAUAGAUUCUGAAGAUUUAUAUCCGGAAGACGUGAUUAUGUCUGUAAAUCACUUGAAUCAUUCUAUUGGUGGAUGGAAGCCAGAUUUGCCAAAUGUCCUAGCACCCAGUUCGGCUAUUCUUGCAUUAGGGGAGUUAAUGCCUGGGGGAACAUUGAUGAAAAAUAUUGAUGGAACGCAUUUGAAAGACACGGUCCCUGUGGAAAUACAGAAUGAGAUGAAACAAUUGUAUUGUGCCCUCUCGGAACUUUUGCGACAUUUUUGGUGUUGUUUCCCUACAACGACACCUCAGUUAGAAGAAAAAGUUACAUCAAUGCAGGGAAGUCUGCAAAGAUUUGAAUAUGCUAAACUACAACCCUUUCAGGAAAAAUUGUCUAGGAAUUGCUUGCCCUUAAAUCUGUCGGACCACAUGAGAAGCUUAUUGCAGGCUGCAUACAAGAAAUAUGCAACCUGGCAAAGCAAGCUAAACAGAUGAUAAUUACUGAAAAUUAAGUAUUAUUAAAGCAUUUGGUUCAUUUAUGGAAACAAUAUAUACUUUAAGACUAUAUAUUGAUUUGUUUCCAACAUUUUAAAUAGUUUUAGUGGUUUAAUUUUGUAGUAUUUUUAUUACACAUUAUUUUAUCUGUUACACAUUGUCAUCUUGUUGAAAGUGAAAACUGUUUACAGCUGUGUAUUCAAACUGUUGAAUUUGUUUUAGUUUAUUCAAAACAUAAUUGGUUUUAUAUAUCAAAUAAAACUUGU
Molecule: messenger RNA, 2237 nt
Organism: Uloborus diversus
Lineage: Eukaryota; Metazoa; Arthropoda; Arachnida; Araneae; Uloboridae
Gene: Tfb1
Product: general transcription factor IIH subunit 1-like
Exons: 1
Coding region: 310-1971 (553 amino acids)
Biological process (GO): transcription by RNA polymerase II; nucleotide-excision repair; transcription by RNA polymerase I
Cellular component (GO): transcription factor TFIIH core complex; transcription factor TFIIH holo complex
Source: RefSeq, a predicted model, not a curated record